UCUGCGGCUCAGUCAAUGACUCAGGCAAUAGUCUGUGUUUGAGCAGCGAUUAGUGAAGAUCAAUUUGUGAAACGUUGUAUGGAAACGACGCGUUAGCGAAACGCUGUGUGUAAUUCAAACGAAAUAUAUACAUAUAAUCUAUAUAGUAGACAAUGAAUUUCCUAACACUUUCGGCUACCUUAAUGCUCUUCGCAGCAUGCGUCACGGCAGCUAGUUUGAAUGUUGUCAGCGAGGAUAAUACACCCAGUGCGCCGUUACCGAUCAAUGGCGCUGCUGUCGAUGAAGUGCUGGUUGAGUCUUCGCUCCGUAUCAAGCCAAAAGCCAAUUUGCGUGGCCAGGCGCGACGUGUGCGCAGCAUACCCUUCGAAAUGCCCUUGAACAGCGCCUCAUUGCUGGAGCAUGUGCGUGUCAAGCGUGCGCCACAAUCGGGGCAAUCGCAGGCGACCGCUGCAGCUGAUGCGAACAGUCACUAUUUCGGACCGCAAGGCUCUGGUUCAUCUGCCGCCAAUGCUGGUUCGCAGGCGUUCAACACUUUCAGUCAACUCGGUUCGUUUGGUGCCUCCUCGGCGGGCACACUGACACAAGCUUCGCAGUCGGGUAUUUUUGGUUCUCAAAACUCUGGCGCUGCUUCGAUGAGCCAAGUUUAUAAGCUGCCCAACGGACAGGUGAUCAACUUUGCCAGCACGAAUAGCUUUGCCAAUGGCCCGAAAGGCAAUCAAGCGAACAGCCGUGGUUCAGCGGUGUCUGUUAGUCAAUAAGAGCGCUAAGUUGCAGAAAUACUCAAAAACAAUAAUUAAUUUGUGCAAAUUUGUCAAUAUCGCUGCUUUCAAAUGAAGAAUUAUUAGUAAUUGCUUUCCUUUUCUAACACUUUGAUUUGCACAUUUGAGCUGUCAUUAAUUUAAAAACUGGAAUUUCGAAUUAUUUCACGUCACUGCUGUGCUGACAAAUAAUAAAAAAAUACUGAAGAGA
Zeugodacus cucurbitae (melon fly) is the source of this 969-nucleotide messenger RNA. RefSeq lists its product as uncharacterized. The record is from RefSeq and is a predicted model, not a curated record. Bases 153 to 758 code for a protein of 201 amino acids. The transcript is spliced from 2 exons. Lineage: Eukaryota; Metazoa; Arthropoda; Insecta; Diptera; Tephritidae.